Ipomoea nil (Japanese morning glory) is the source of this 2631-nucleotide messenger RNA. RefSeq lists its product as uncharacterized. The record is from RefSeq and is a predicted model, not a curated record. The transcript is spliced from 2 exons. The coding region runs from base 1 to 2631 and encodes 876 amino acids. NCBI's taxonomy places the organism in Eukaryota, Viridiplantae, Streptophyta, Magnoliopsida, Solanales, Convolvulaceae.
AUGGCUGAAAAUAAUAGAGUGGGUCAACUGGAUGACCCCGUACCUUCAAUAAUUCCACCUCCUCAAAAUCAAGCAGCUCAACCACGUCUUCGAGACAUCCAAAGACCGGUAAUAGCUGUUAAUCCUUCUUGCAUUCAAUUAUCUGAUGCAGCUAGAAAUUAUGAACUCAAGACUUUCCAUCUGAAUAUGCUCCCUACCUUUAACGGUUUGGGAAGUGAAGAUGCUUUGGGUUUCAUGCUAGAGCUCUAUAGUACGGUACAAACUUUACCUUUAAAUAAUUUAUCUGAAGAAGAGCUUAGAAUGAAAUGCUUUCCAUAUUGCAUGAGGGGUGAUGCUAGGCAAUGGUUGUUAAAUUUACCAGAGGGUUCUUUAAGAGUUUGGGAUGAUGUUUACAAUGCUUUCAUGUUUAAAUAUUAUUCAUCUCAAAAGACAAUGGACUAUAGGAGUAGGAUAUGCACUUUCACUCAAAGAGAGGGUGAAUUAUUUCAUGAAGCAUGGGAUCAUUUUAAAUUGCUUUUGACACAAUUCUUUUAUGAUGGUUUAACUCCUAAUUGUCAGUCUCUUGUAGAUACUGCUGCAAGUGGAUACACAGGUGAUAAAAAUAGUGAUGAAUUAGAAGCUAUCUAUGAGAGCUUAGCUACUAAUUCUCGACAAAAGGCAGUGAGAGGUCGAAGGACUGCUGUGCAUGAAAUUAGCACACAAUCUGAGUUGACAACACAAGUGGCUGAAUUGACUAAACAGAUGAACUUAUUGAUGACUCGUGAUAGUUCGAAUAGAGAAUUUUGUUCUUAUUGCAAUACAUAUGGUCAUAAUUCUUCUGUUUGUAUGAAUGCAGAGUCAUCACAACCAUCUUAUGAGGAAGCUUAUUACAUGGGAUCCAACAUGGGUAGGCAACAACCAAGAAAUGAUCCAUUUUCUAAUACAUAUAAUCCAGGUUGGCGAAAUCACCCUAACUUCUCAUGGAGAGAUCAAGGUAAUGCAAGACCAAUGGGACCACCUGGAUUUCAGCAACAAGGACCGUCAGGAUUCCAGCAUCAGCAAUACAGACCUUUCCAGCAGCCACCUGCACCACAACAGUCUCAACUUCUUGCUCAGGAGAAGAAGCCUCAAUUGGAGGAGAUCCAAGCAUCCAUUCAUAAUUUAGAAGUGCAAGUAGGUCAGUUGGCUAAAUUGGUUGUAGAAAAAGAUCGAGGCAAGUUUCCUAGUACCACUGAAUUAAACCCUAGGGAAGGAGCUAUGGCUGUCACCUUGAGAAGUGGUAAGAUUUUGAAUGAAGUUUUGAAAGAGAAAGAACCCAUGAGUGAUAAAGAAGAAGAGCAAGUGUCUAAAGAGAAUUCUAGUGAUCAAAACCUCACUUCCUCUACAGUAAAACCUUAUGUACCCCCCAUUCCAUAUCCACAAAGGUUACAAAAGAGGAACCAUGACAAUAACUUUAAAAGAUUUUUAGAGGUUUUUAAAAAAUUGCAAAUUAAUAUUCCUUUUGCAGAAGCACUCGCUAAUAUGCCAUCUUAUGCCAAGUACAUUAAGGAAAUUGUAUCUAAUAAAAAGAAAUUGGAAGAGUUUGCUACUGUGCACCUAAAUGAGGAGUGUAGUGCUAUUCUACAAAGCAAAUUACCUCCUAAGCUAAUGGAUCCAGGAAGUUUUUCUAUUCCUUGCACUAUUGGUAAUACUGUUAUUGAUAAAUGCUUAUGUGAUCUAGGUGCUAGUAUUAACCUUAUGCUUUUAACUCUUUUUAAGAAGUUGGAAAUAGCUGAAAUGAAGCCAACAACAAUCUCUCUUCAACUUGCUGAUAGAUCAGUCAAGUACGCGCUUGGAGUAGUGGAGGAUAUCUUGGUAAAAGUUGGUAAAUUUUAUUUUCCUGCUGAUUUUCUGAUUCUUGAUAUGGGUAGUGAUACAGAUACAUCUCUUAUACUUGGUAGGCCAUUUUUGUUCACAGGAGGAGUAUUAAUUGAUAUGCCUUUAGGGAAAUUGAUUUUUAGAGUAGGUAAAGGAAAAGAGGAAUUCUCUAUCUCUAAGGCUGUAAAAUUACCAACUUUUGAUGAAUCAUGUCUUUUUGUUGAUGUUAUUGAGAAACCUUCAGAAGAAGAAUUUGUUAAGCAUUCACCUAGUGAAACACUACAUCAACUUGAACUUAAACCACCUUCAUUGCGGUUCAAAUACGAAUUUUUGAGUGACAAUGAUACUUUUCUUAUGUUUUCUUAUGCUCAUUUACUUCAUGCAAAAGAAGAGAGAUUGUGGAGAACAUUUACUAAAGCUUGGCAUGACAAAAAUAAUUUUUGGAGAGAAUUCAAUGUAGGACAGGAAGUUUUGUUGUCUAAUUCUUGUCUUAAGCUUUUUCUAGAGAAAUUGAAGUUUAGAUGGUUUGGUCCUUUCAUGGCCACUACAGUUCGUUCUUAUGAGGCAAUUGAGAUUGAAAGAGAUAAAAAGAGACCAUUCAUGGUUACUUCACCAAAAGGUAGGCCCGGAAGAAACUGGCAACUAACAGGGAAGUUUCCUGUUUAUUUCAUUUUCUCAUACUUGCUUUUAUAUUUAACAUUGAGGACAAUGUUGAGUUUGAGUGUGGGGAAGGGAAAGUUUAGGAGGUGUUUUCUGCAUGCAUUUUUCUGGAAUUUUCUGCAUGCAUUUUUCUAA